Fusarium venenatum is the source of this 411-nucleotide messenger RNA. The record is from RefSeq and is a predicted model, not a curated record. NCBI's taxonomy places the organism in Eukaryota, Fungi, Ascomycota, Sordariomycetes, Hypocreales, Nectriaceae.
AUGGAUAUUGCCAGUCUCAUAGAAUACUCAACUUGGACUCUCCAACGUCCUUUGGCCCCAGCAAACGACCAACAUCAGAACACCGCCAACGAGCCGAACGAAACAAAUAAUAUUUCGUCGCCAACAGUUCGGACACUAAAAUACACAUUGCCUACUUGGUUUCGACAUUCCCUUGCGGUUCAUGUUGUUGACUUCAGAGCCAGUCACAACGACGAAGGAGAUAGAGGAGACAUACCAAGUGCCGUUAUCCAAUUACUGGGAACACAUCAUCUGUUGAUAGAGGAGGAACCGGACGAUUGGUAUAUUGACGAUAGGGGAGUUUUCCAGGAACGUGGGCGGGAUCAAACUGUAGUUCAGGAUACCAUCUACUGUGGGAUCUCUACUAUAGUGAAACGCAAGUCAGACGGCUGA